Peromyscus maniculatus bairdii (prairie deer mouse) is the source of this 1126-nucleotide messenger RNA. RefSeq names its product dual oxidase maturation factor 2 (gene Duoxa2). Gene Ontology annotation, biological process: protein transport. Gene Ontology annotation, cellular component: endoplasmic reticulum membrane. The record is from RefSeq and is a predicted model, not a curated record. Lineage: Eukaryota; Metazoa; Chordata; Mammalia; Rodentia; Cricetidae.
CUCAUUCAUUGCCUGUGUGCAGUUCUUGAACUUCUUGCAAGAUGACUAUGUGGGAUGGGGUGAUGCCCUUUUACCCCCAGCCCAGGCACGCGGCGGGCUUCAGCGUCCCGCUGCUCAUUGUCAUUCUGGUAUUCUUGUGCCUGGCCGUCAGCUUCCUGCUCAUCUUGCCUGGGAUCCGUGGCCACUCGCGAUGGUUCUGGUUGGUGAGAGUUCUUCUUAGUCUGUUCAUCGGUGCAGAGAUUGUGGCUGUGCACUUCAGCGGAGACUGGUUCGUGGGGGGAGUGUGGACCAAUACAUCCUACAAAGCCUUCAGUACCGCCCGUGUUCAAGUCCAUGUCGGCCUGCAUGUGGGACUGGUGGGCGUCAAUAUUACACUCAGAGGAACACCAGUGCAGCAGCUGAACGAGACCAUUGACUACAAUGAGCGUUUCACUUGGCGUCUGGACGAAGACUACACCAAGGAGUACGUGGAUGCCCUGGAGAAGGGUCUGCCGGAUCCAGUGCUCUACCUGGCAGAGAAGUUCACACCCAGCAGCCCUUGCGGGCUGUACCACCAGUAUCAUCUGGCCGGACACUACGCCGCAGCAACGCUGUGGGUGGCGUUCUGCUUCUGGAUCAUCGCCAACGCGCUGCUCUCCAUGCCCACCCCGCUCUAUGGAGGCCUGGCGCUGCUCACCACCAGCGCCUUCACGCUCUUCGCCGUCUUUGCCUUCGCCUCGGUCUCCAGCGUGCCACUCUGCCCCUUCCGUCUGGGCUCUGCCGCCUUCACGCCUCGCUACGGCGCCUCCUUUUGGGUCACGCUGGCCACCGGCAUCCUGAGCCUCCUCCUUGGAGGGGCGGUGGUGAUUCUCCACUACACUCGACCCAGGGUUCUUCGCUCCGUUCUGGGUCAAAGUGACAAAGACUGUAGCAGUCAGGCGAAAGGGAACUCGCCUCUCAUCUUCAAUAACCCGCAACACGAGCAGUUCAAGGCUCCAGAUUUGAAUAUUACUACUGUCCUAUGAAGAGAGCUAGUUCCAGAUUCCCAAUCUCCUUGGGAUCCCGCAGACCCGAAGACAGUGUUAAAGGCGCGCCCUAGAAGCACUGCUGAAUCUAGGGAACUGAAUGCCCACGCAGAAGGACUAGG